UUGUUGCCAGAAAUAGGGAUGGAAGCUGAAACGGGGCAACCAUCCAGCAGUCUAUAUCACUCUCGGAAAGAUGAGAGCAGUUGCACAGAAAAGUCAUUUCUUUGUCGGCUAGUAACUUAAGCAGCCCAAUUGUUAUUGGUUCUGAAGUACAGUUAAGGGAGAAGCAGCAACAGAGCAAGGGAUUUGUCUCUAAAAGAAGGAAGGGGCGAAGUACUGGGGAAAGGAAUGCAAUCGGAGCAAACUGUAAUUAUGAUGUGGGCAUAAAAUUGAAAGGGGAAAUGGCUUUGGUGGAAAGACGUAAUUCAAAGAAGGUUGUCCGGAGUAUGGCGGAUCAGCCGAAUGAUUCUGCUUCUAGAGUUUGUUUGCAAACUAAAUUGGUAUCAUGCGUUAGAAAGAAAAGAGAGAGAUCCUUGCUGGGAAUGGAAUCUCAUGACAAAGAUAUGACACCGGACAAAAAUAGUCUGAGUUCCUUGUUGGAACCUGAACGAAAAAUCCAAAGUUGCAUGAAGAAUGCAAGGAGCUUGAGGGAAAAGCACAGCUGUUCCUUCCUAAAACCAAGUCUUUGCUUAAUGGGAAAGGAUAGGAGUUCUGUAACAGGGCUAGAAUCUCAGAAAGUAACUAGGGGACUGCAGAAAAGCAAAAGCUGUUCUGAACUGGGACCACACCAGAAAACAUGGAACAUGAGGAAGAAGACAAAAUCGGUUUGGCAAGAGCAAAAAGCCUUUAGGAACCCAGAGAAAAGUCAAAGAACAAAUAGGGAGUGUUUGUCUUUUGAGAAGCCUGGUAUACAGAACGUAAGCCUGAGAACUUUGGGAGAAAGAGGGGAGAAUUCUUCUGUUGCAGAGAAUCUAGCAAAAUUACAUGUAGGUGCAGAAAAUAGCAAAUGCCUGUUGAAAAGUGUGGCAAAUCUAGAAGAGAAUGGAAGGUAUAGGGACACUGCAGAAAAAGAGCAUAAAAUGGUAACCCGAGCAUCUUUGAAAUCAGUGGUGUGCAAAAAUGAUAGUAAGAACCUGAGCUGGACACCAGAGAAGUCUGUUUCAGAGGUUCCUGGGUGUAGACAAGUGAUCUUUGAGGAGAAAAUGAUGGAUUGUGGACCCACAGAGGAUCUACUGAUUACCAGAGUACAUGGUAGUAUUAAGAAACAGAGAAAUGGAAAGGAUGAAGUUCUGACUUCAACUGAACUAAAAAAAAAGACCAGAACAUCUAGAGAGCAAGUCCAUGAACUUUCAAGCAUACAGCAUGGAAAAGUUCGCAAGACUGGUCUGAGUACUUCUCAAGAUUGAAUACAAAAUCUGCUAGAGCAAUCUGCAAACCUUCCAGUAUCUAAAUUGGAUGAGACUGAAAGCAAAGAUCCUGUCAUCCCUUGUUUUGGAGCGGAUACUUCCUUGUUUCCUGUUACAAAUGCCAAUUCACAGCUUUUGGACACAACAGUAGCUGAAAAUGUGGAACAAAUGCACGUAGUGCAGCAAAAUGAAGAAUGCAAAUGGCUUUCUAGGCAUAAUACUUUGCAUUAUACAGUAGAAAGGACUACUAUUCCAGUAGUGAGAUUGCUUGACUGUCGUUACAUUAAGGCACUCUUGACACCUACAGAUUUUGAGACCACCCAGAGCUGUAAGGUUCACUCUGGAUCUCUGCAUGUUGCACUUGAUCAGUGUAAGGUUUUGUUCUCUAGCAGGGAUAUGGGACAGAACGAUUUGAGUUGCAGCCCUAAUAUAGUACAAGCUGGACAAUCAUUUCCAGAAAAAAGUACAUUGGUUGAAAAAAAGAUGUGCCAAAAUAUUAAGAACUCAAGAUGUCAAAAUAGAAAGCAAUCCAGGGAAAGUAAAAUGUGUUUAGAUUUCAAAAAGUUAAAUAAAGGGGUUAAAGUGCUUGAGGAUCUGGGGGGAAAAACAGACCAGGAAGCUUUCACAAGCGUGAACAUACACAGUGAAUGUGGAUUACAAAUGGAGAAUAAAACUGCUGUAACAAGUUCAACGAUUUUGGAAAACCCACUCUACAAUGAAGCAACUUUAUUGUCUUCAUUUGGUCAUACACCUGAUUUUGUUCUUGAGAAGGCUGUUCAUAAACCUCAACAUCAACGUGCCAAAUUAUCUCGUGGUACAGAGAUGAGGAAAGCACACUUUACCACAUACAGUGCCAUUGGUUUUGAAAAAUCGGAGGUUCUUGAAAAGAAAAAUAAGUUAAGCAGCAUAGAACCACAACUUUGCUGUAGUAAUAAAUUGGUUGAGAACUCUAUAAGGGAGACAUUAGUCAGUCAGAAAAUUACCGACCACAGCAAUAAUGUUGCUGGCUGUAUGAAAAGAGAAAAAAGAUCCGUCAAAGAAAACACAAUAUAUAAAGUUAGAAAGAAAUUGGAGCUACAAAGCUGUCAAAGAGCAGUACCAAUUUCUGGUAAAAAUGUUUGGCCCCAUGAAUCGUGUGCUAGAACAUACUUGUGGUUUGGUAAAAAUCAUGCAUCAGACUCGAAAAGAGAAUUUUUAAGAGUUUCUGAUUCAGUAAUUCUCUCUGGCCAGGCAGAGCUUCAUAAACCAUUGGCUUGUACUGUCGAAGCUUCUGCAUAUAAGGUAAUGGAUCAUAAAAUGCAACUUCCCAAUGAAAACCCAACCUCAGAAUCUGUAGUUCAUAUAUGCAAGGCUCACUCAGCUACUGCUAACGACAACAGAAUUUCCUCUAUGGGUAUGGAGAGACCUAAACGUUGCACAUCUAGCACUAAGAAUGUAAAGAAAUCAAAAAUAGCUUUAAAUUCCAGCAAAGAGGCUAAAAAUAAAGGAAGUAUAGCAAAGAGAAACAGUUCUAUAGAUACCCAUAAUUGUGUUUGUUCGGACAGUGGAAAACAUAGGAAGACAUCUGUUGUCAAACAAGAACCGCUAAUCAAAGGGAACCUAUCAAAUUUCAAAAUUCCUUUACUGAAGGAUAAAAAUGAAUCCAGAAAAAGAGAAUAUACUAGAUUGUCAAGAAGAGAUAUUUGCAGUCCUUUAGACAUCCUAGAUUCUACUGUGUCAGUGAAGAAAGCCAGAGGUAAAGAGACCUCAUCCAAUGUGAAUUCUGGACAUCAGUUCAAGUCAAAGGAGGUUAGUGGAAUUACUGUCCUACAAGAAAAUGCAGACCAAUUUGACAGUGUUCUCGAAAGCCUUUAUAAAGAGAGAAGUGUUCAUAAUGAAGGUGUGAAGACUUCCCAUGAGAGAGAAUUGGAAUGCGAUAAUCCAGACACUUUGAGUACUGGUUAUAUGGAGAUUCAAAACCACAACUCUGCUGUGGUGUUGGAAGUGCCAACUAAUGAUGAAAGUAGUUGCAGCAAUAACUUUGCACAGGACAAAGCUAAUUUCUCUGCAGAGGUUGUUAAGGCUUAUGAAGAUGAUGUUCUUGUGAUUGAUGUAAUUCAGGAUGACCCUGAUCUGUUUGGAGAAACCAAGGAAGAGAGGAAAGAAGAGGGGCAUUGUACCCAAACCGACUUGAAUGCCAGCAUUUCCAUAAAGGAAGAAAUGGAAUUGGAACCGGAACCCCCUCAGCUUCCACAGAAAAUACAUUUGGAUUGCUGUCCUAGAGAAGAUCCCAUUCAGUAUGAUGGAACAUUGGAGUCUUUCACAGAUGUUGGUGUUCCACUGGCAGAAGUUGACGGAAGUAAAACUGUAGCAGAAUCCUGUUUUGAGGAUGGGCAAUUGAGCGAAUCAGAUUAUGUUAUAAAGAGUUCUGACGCAAAUGAAAAGUAUGAAAUUUCAACUGUGAAAGAAGAAGCAGAGAUUCAAGACACUGCAAAAAUUGAGAAGGCUCGAUAUAUUGAAUCUAUGAGCCAUGAUCAUCAGCUAGAAUUGACACCUCCUGCUAUCAAAACUGAUCCCCGGCAGCAAGUCACAGCAGUGAAACCGUGGAUUUCAGAUUCUCAGGAAAGUUCCUCUUUUGCAGCCAUCAUAUCCCAACAGUUUAAAAAAAAAGUUAUGACUUACCUAGGAUUGAGUUAUCUACCCCAUGGAUUCUGCAGAAUUCAUUUCAAUACAUUGAAUGGUUGUCAGAGAGCGAAUUGCUGGUAUUCACAUUCACUUGCACCAAGACAUGAAAAGUUUUUCAUUGAAAUACUUAAUACAUAUAUAAGUACCGGUGAAGCGGUUUUGUUGCAGCGUGCAGCCCAGGUAUUUACAGAUUACUGCAAAAAUGGUAUUCCUGAAAAGCACUGGGGUUCGCAAGUGCUAAAUAAACUGCUAACAUCUUUGCUCCAGUGCUGUUUGCUGAAAGAUAUUCAUGUAUUCCACACUAGCAUAAUGAUUAAAAUACUGCCAACUGUAGACAUUCUCCUCAGUGUCUAUGAACAAGUGGCGUCCAUGAAACUAAGAGUCUUAGUGCCUGAGUUAAUUGACAUUUCUUGUAAGCUUUGUGAUGGUGGAAUGGUUUUUAAAGACGAGCACGUUGGCUGCAUCACCACAUUCCUAAACCAACUACAAGUUUCCAGUCAGGAACAAGCUAUUUUUUUGUCCAGGUAUCAGGCAAGACAUUUCCAUAAGGCUAGCCUUUGUGACUUGGAUUCAGCAAUUGCAGAAUUUCAGCAUUGCAAAGAAAAAGGUGACUGGGCCAAAUUGGGAACUUUAUACGUUAAUGUGAGAAGUGGAUGUGAAAAUUUUGGUGACCUUGAAAAGUACUCAUUGUGCAUUGCUAACAUCCUGACCGAUUCAGUGACAGAAGAGAGACCAGGCGUUCCUUUUUGUGAAUUUGCAGUUGCAGUUAAAGCUGAUGCUUGUCACAAUGAGACAGAUACAACUUUAUUGGGAAGGAUUGGUAUUGGUGCUAUGUUUUCAUAUUACAAACUACAGCAGUGGCCAAAGGCCAAGAAGGUUCUGGAUACGCUUCAUGCCUUAAAGAUACGUUUCACAUUUUUGAAAGGACUUCUUGGUCAGGAGAGGUUGGCAUCACUGUGCCACAUUGUUAACGUUGCUGUGGAAAUAUUCAAGUGCAGGAGCCUAAAUGGAGCAUUAUGGGUAUUGAGAGAGUCGGAAUGGAUAAUAAGUACUCUAACAUGGCCUUGUGAUCGAAUGGAUGUCCUCAAGCGACAUAACCUGCUAUAUGUAAUAGCAUCUGAAUGCAUUGCAAAGAGCCGUUAUGGAGAUGCAUUUGAAGUCUUACAAAAUCUACCAGGCUUCCAGAAUUCUUGUAAUAGUUUGGAUGUAUCCCAGUACAGGCGUUUAUUUAAUAAACUGCUAGGUGCUUCUUUGGAAAGCCAGAAGCUUCAAAUAUCAUCUACUGUAGUAGAUUUCAUGCUUGCAAAGAACAUUCCCAUUGAAUUUGAUUUACUUAGAACAUUAAUCACAGCACUCGGAAGAGGCUGUUGGUGGCUUAAAGCCAGGACACAUUAUAAACAUGCUUUAGCAUUGGGUUGCUACCCACCACUGGAAGGAAAACUUCACCGUAAACCUCUUCUGAUUCCCUCUUACAUGACUGAGAUUGAGAUGCUGUUAGCAAUUGAAAUUUUCUUGGUUUCUAAUGCUAGUAGUAUUCUGAGUCCUGGUGCUUCCAAUCAAAUACUUCAAAUAGUACUGAAAAGAUGUGAAGGCAAUGAAGAUAACUACCAAUGUGCAGUGGAGAGGUUGAUUCAAGCUACUAACAUAUCUACUCCAAAACUUUUCAUAAAGCAUUUCACAGUAAAUAGUGGCACGGAGCAAGUGUGUAGUUUGGAAAACACUUGUGUACUUGAGUGGUUGAAAGAGAAUAUGAAGUGGGCAGGAAAAGUCUGGCUUUUUUAGUCAUUGAUAAGACUUCAGUUAUAGUAAUCACUGUUCAAAAUAAUGAAUCAAUAAAGGUUUCUGUUGUGUUCAAA
This is a messenger RNA of Lacerta agilis (Sand lizard), 5803 nucleotides long. It is a transcript of the gene TOPAZ1, whose product is annotated as testis and ovary specific PAZ domain containing 1. The record is from RefSeq and is a predicted model, not a curated record. Gene Ontology annotation, biological process: spermatid development; spermatocyte division. Lineage: Eukaryota; Metazoa; Chordata; Lepidosauria; Squamata; Lacertidae.